GUUUAUUGUUCAUUGCUACACUAUUUAUCCCUCCACAGAAUGAGGUAAGCAUAUGGAUCGUCGGCAUCGUACGAGCCGAGCUGUGGGCUAUAGAAGGCUGAGGCGUACAGCUUGAUUAGAGCUGGUCGGCUUUGAACGGGGCUUUCGCAUGGGAAGGCUUGAGUUGAGCUUUAUGAGGCAUUAUCUCUACCACCUUGUGGAGAUGUCUGCUGGCAAGUCCUGAUGCGUUAUCCGGGCGAGCAAGCAGGUGACAUAGAUCGGCCUGGGCCGCGCCACAAGUGUCACCUUUUCAUGUGGUGUACAGUUUACGAUGCUCCCAUCAUUUUGGUUACAAUAACAGGUACGCGAUCAUUCCCAAGGAUCGGCACGAGGCCGGGGCGCAGGAGGAUGUAAACAAGCAGGGAUGAUGGUGUUGGGUGGAGGCGGAGGUCGGUCUGAUGAGGAACCACUUUCCGCAUGCCCGCAGAACAUGACACGUGGUGGAGAUCCAUAGCAAAGGGAGUAGAAAUCCAGUUCCAGAUCGGGGGGGCCAGCUUGGGCCCACAGCUGACUGGACUGUGUGAUGCUUCCGCGUGUCCCAGGUAGAGAUACACCACCCAGCAUCCUCCUCUUUUUUGCCACUGACUACUUCCUAUUCGAUAAUCACUGACACUCCGAAACCACCCUUCUUUCGCUCUGACCCACAGACGCCGCCAUAUACGCCUUCAAUUACAAACCUUCCAAGCUCCGCAAAAAAAAAUCCCUUGCUCCAAUGUCUGCGCCCUGGGGUCUCUGGGGUGGAGGUGGGGCCGGGAUGCUGCCAGCCAUGGGAGGUUACUGGGCUUUCCCUGGCGGCUUGCCAAGCUCAACCGCAUUCGUAUCCAAUCCCGAAGGCGCUAUCCGCGACAUGACAGAGCACGACACGAACCACACGCGCGAUGUCGGUCCAGAUGACUCGCGCCUUGCAUGGUAUGAAGAGUGGGGCAAGACAGAGUCUUACCGAAAAAUCAUUAUGGAAGUGUUGAAAGCGCGCUUAGAGCUCUCAUGGCCAUAUAAUUACAAGGCCCUUAUGAUUCUCGCAAAAAUGCCAGAUCCCGCCAUUGUCACUCUCCACGAACAACUCGGAAAACUCUCUGAAGCCGCUGACUCGGUCGUCGGGGCCGAGCAUAUCAAGAAGAUUGCAAAACCGAUAUUCGAACGGUCUGUUAAGGAAAAAAAGAAGAAGGAGGAUGAAGAAGCAAAGAAGAAACAAGAGGCUAUCGCUGCCAUGUGGGGAGGUUUAUGGGCGAAUGACGGAUAUACAGCACCGGCGAUUGCCACGAAUGGUUGGGCGGGGUGGCCGUAUCCGUACCCAAUGCCACCAGGAGUAGCAGCGCAAAUGAUGGCGGACUGGAAAGGUAAAGGUCUCGAAGGAUGGCAGCCGUAUGUACUUGCAGGCCACUACUCCCCAUAUACUCUAUAUGGCUGGCCGAAGACCUAAGGCACCCAUAACAACUUUACCGCAGCAUUAUCCAUGUUCGAGAACCGGUUUUUAUGGGAUAAGGCAAGAAGAAGAGGCAAACAAAAUGAAGGAGAAACCUGCGGCAGUGCAUGUGAGUCUUGGGGCGGGAAAAAACAAGUCUAUCAGAAAAAGCGUAACAUUCAGUCUACCUGAGGUGUACGCAAAGGCGGAAAAAGACCUAGCCGCAAGAAAUUGGUAACGGACUUGUGGCUUGAUAUCAAAAGUACUAUACGGAACAAUCACGAUAUACAACGUCGGACAAGGUCUUUACGUAAUGACACGAAAUAUGAUAGGCGUAUGUAUAACGUCGU
This is a messenger RNA of Cryptococcus deneoformans JEC21, 1791 nucleotides long. Its product is annotated as expressed protein. Bases 752 to 1459 code for a protein of 235 amino acids. Lineage: Eukaryota; Fungi; Basidiomycota; Tremellomycetes; Tremellales; Cryptococcaceae. The transcript is spliced from 4 exons. The record is from RefSeq and is a predicted model, not a curated record.